This is a messenger RNA of Camellia sinensis, 858 nucleotides long. The record is from RefSeq and is a predicted model, not a curated record. NCBI's taxonomy places the organism in Eukaryota, Viridiplantae, Streptophyta, Magnoliopsida, Ericales, Theaceae.
AUGUCAACUCUUACUGGCUUCUUUGCAUAUUGUGUUGCCGGUGAAGAUGAAUGUCCAUUCACUUAUCAAGAAUUUCCACAGCAUUUUGUUUGGCUCAAGUCGGAAAAGAGAUGGAAAUCAAGAGAAAUGGGAUAUGAAAUUGGUAGAAUGUACUUUGCCAACCCUAAUUGUGGUGAAAGAUUUUAUCUAUGCAAAUGUUUAAUUGACUUCCCACUCAUGCCACAACCUACUGCAAAUUGGAGUGCAGUAGUUGGUAAUCGAUUGAUAUUUGAACAUCAACAAUUGCAGAAUGAGGCACAACAGGCAGAUCCACAAAUUACUAUCGAUUGUCUCAACAAUGGACAGCGGAAUGCUUAUAACACAAUCACUUCUUCAAUUUUUCAAAAUAAAGGAACUGUUUUCUUUCUUAAUGGGGUGCUGGAACAGGGAAAACAUUUAUGUCAUACUACACAUUCAACAUUUUCCAUUCCGUUAGAUGUCUUGGAAAAUUUACUUUGUGGGUUUACCAAACAAUCAUUACAAGCUGAGUUGUUUAGAGAAACAAAACUCAUAAUUUGGGAUGAAGUUCUUAUGCAACAUAGACUUUGCGUUGAGACGGUUGAUCGUACAUUGAGCGAUAUUCGUGAUAAUGAAAAGCCAUUUGGGGGUAUUACUGUUGUUCUUGGUGGAGACUUUCAACAAAUCUUACCAAUUAUACCCAAAGGAGUUCGUGAGCAAAUUGUGAAUGCAUCAUUAAGACACUCUAUUAUAUGGAAGCGUAUACAUAUCUUAACUUUGGAUUUGAAUAUGUGCUUGCAUCAUGGAGACCAUGAAAAUGCUAUUUUUGCAAAUUUCUUGAUGGAUGUAACACUACUUUAA